This is a messenger RNA of Trichobilharzia szidati, 1311 nucleotides long. The record is from the annotation of a GenBank genome assembly. NCBI's taxonomy places the organism in Eukaryota, Metazoa, Platyhelminthes, Trematoda, Strigeidida, Schistosomatidae.
CAACACCGUCGACGAUGUCAACGCCGACCACGACCACAACCCACAUCACCGUCGCCACUACCAACACCACCGACAUCGCCACCGCCACCGCCACGACGACCACGACGCCAGAGUCGGUGACGGUGACGCCAAUGACGAUGGCGACGAUAACCAGCCCACAAUCAACCACUGCUCCUUUUGUUAACACAUCAUUAUCGAUGAUUACUGAAAAGGUCAAUCUUACCUUGGAUACAACAACCUUAAAUAUUUCCCGUCAAACAACAAAUCCACCAUCUCUGUCAGAUACAGUUUAUAUCAGCACAGUUCAAACUCUUUUCACAGUCAAUGCGGUCUUAUAUAAUUCACAGGGUAAUGGAAGUCUCCCAUGGUCUGACGACUAUAAUGACUAUUUAUCAGUUGCCUACAUUGCACUGGCAUCACAAUUCUGCAGCACGAUCACACUCAGUUUAUCAAAUGCAAAUCCCUUAAUUUUUCAAGGUGCUAAAUGUGCAAAAGUUGUAUUCAUAAAAGUCCCUUUAUUUACUCGUGUAAAAAGACAAAUCAGUAGCAGUAUUAAUAAUAAUGGUAGUAGUACAGGUUUUGGAGUUCAAGGCAGUACAGCAGUGGAACUGCAGACUCUAUCAGCAUCUCAGAUGAGUCAAACACAAUUCUCUGAACUACUAACUCAAGGUUAUAGUCAACUUAAUAAUACAGCCGGCAUACAACUAAACAACAUAGAAGCAACACGUGCUUCACCAGCUAUUACAUGUCAAAAUAUUCAACUAGUUUGUGGACAGCAUGCAUCCUGUCGAAAUACUGAGAACGGUGUAACAUGUAUAUGUGAUCCAAUGUGGCAGGAUGCAAAUCCAUCCGAUCCUGGGAAAAACUGUUCAUUACAUCCUGGAACUAUUGCCUUGAUAGUAUUUGCAGCGCUUCUACUAUUAGCAGCAAUUGGUGCAAUCAUCUAUUUUAUUAUUAAGACAAAAUCAGUGAAAAAAUUCAAACUGAAAGCGAAUACAAUGAAUUGAAACAUUUCAACCCAAUAAUCCGGCAACAAUGUUAUGGUGAAUUAACGCAAUUUCGUAGAAGUUAAAUAACACAAGAAGUAUUAUUAAAUUCUCUUUAUAAUAAAAUACAAUUGAUGAUCACUUGUCAUGUUUGCUAGAUACAAAAGAGUGAUUAAAAUUUGUUUUUGUUUUUCUAAACUUUCUCUGAGAAUAUUUUCUUGCCUGGAUCUUUCUUUCUUUCUUUCGUGCUGUCAUUCUGUUAAUUUCUAGUUAUCAUUUUAUCCAGUAUUUUGAUGUUUUAAUAAUAUACCUAAUUUAAACGGAG